AUGUUAUUAGCCCAAUCCAUUCCCUCUUACUCUUAUAAUGAAAAAUUUAACGAAAAAGUCUCUCUUAUUCAAACCGAUAUUACGAAACUAAAGGUCGAUGCGAUAGUUAACGCCGCUAAUGAGUCUCUUUUAGGCGGUGGCGGAGUGGAUGGUGCUAUUCACAGAGCUGCUGGACCCGGCCUUCGAAAAGAAUGUUGGGAUUUAGAUGGUUGCAGAACUGGGGAUGCAAAAAUAACUAAAGGAUAUGAUUUACCAGCUAAAC
Molecule: messenger RNA, 262 nt
Organism: Racocetra persica
Lineage: Eukaryota; Fungi; Glomeromycota; Glomeromycetes; Diversisporales; Gigasporaceae
Source: the annotation of a GenBank genome assembly